ACUUUGAGUGGACUGGAACAUUUUGUUAGCCCGCUCCUACCGUGAUACGACUCGCAGCGCCGCACGCAGAGUAUCGAAGGCAGACUGCCGGGUUCGACUGUCCACCGUCUUGGUACGAAUAUCCUGUUCUCCCCGGACACUGGCACUGAACCAAGCGUUCGCAGCGAAUUGGCAUCCUUUCUGCCCUCUAUCUACCGACAUGAGUGACUCUGAGUCGUCAUCUGGAAGCGAGGUUGCAGUGCAACAACCUAAGAAGACUACCACAAAGGCCGGAAAGAAGAAGGCUAUCGCAGAGUCGUCGUCGAAACCGGCUGCUUCUGCUCACGGGAAGAACGAAGGCACUGAUCCGAAUCAUGCAUACCAAUCUCCUCCUGGCGCAGUGCCCGUAGACCUUUCAGUCGAUGCUGGAGAGUUUGACUGGGAUGCGGUAAACGAGGACGAGGACGUAGAGCUGUGGUUGAUCCGAGUGCCGCAAGGUCUGAAGGCGAAACACCUUCAAGGCAUCAAGUUCGAGUCUCCUUCGGCAUCAAAAACAUCACGUAUAGGCGGUAUUGACCGCAAGCAUGCCUCAUAUGAUAUCUGGUCUCUGGGAGAUUCGGUGUCCGACCAUGUAGGCGGCGAGGAGCUCAAACGGCUGUCUUGUUUACUGCCUCGGAAGGACAAGGGAGGGAAGCUCUACCAAGCACCUCAACCUAUCGCGAGACAUAUUGUUGUCACCGCGAAGCCCGAGGCGCCUACACCAGUAGCGGAUGCCAAUGAUGCUGAAGAUACACUAUACAAAAACCCGCCACGGCCUCGGUAUCCUUUAGAAGUCCUCAAACAUCGCUUCAUGCCAUUGGGCUCACUCGCGUCUACCGGUGCACCGGACGCAAUGGACGUUGACCUGGACGUCGUGCCCGUCAGUGUCUCGCAAACUAAGGACGGCCCCCCAAAGAAGAAGCGGAAAGGUGAUGGAGUGUCGAAGAAAUCUAAGAAAUCCAAGGCAACCGCCUCAUAGCCGAUUCACUGGGAUUCCACCGUUCCUUUCACUCGU
Messenger RNA from Fomitopsis serialis, 1033 nucleotides. RefSeq lists its product as uncharacterized. Gene Ontology annotation, biological process: transcription by RNA polymerase I. Bases 200 to 997 code for a protein of 265 amino acids. Lineage: Eukaryota; Fungi; Basidiomycota; Agaricomycetes; Polyporales; Fomitopsidaceae. The record is from RefSeq and is a predicted model, not a curated record. The transcript is spliced from 3 exons.